CUUCCCUCCUCUAGGGAGAUCCCGGGAACAGAGGUGACAAAGGACCUCCCGGUGGGAAGGGCCAGCCGGGCGACCCUGGAAUCCCUGGUCACAAAGGCCUCACGGGCCUGAUGGGCCCCCAAGGACCGCCCGGGGAGAAUGGAGUGGCCGGGCCCCCAGGGCCUCCGGGCCAGCCAGGAUUUCCAGGACUCAGGGGGGAGUCCCCCUCCGUGGACACGCUGCGACGGCUCAUCCAAGAGGAGCUCGAGAAACAGCUGGAAACCAGACUCGCCUACCUCCUGGCCCAGAGGCCGCCGGUGCACAUGAAGUCAUCCCAAGGCCGACCCGGGCCCCCGGGGCCCCCGGGAAAAGAUGGGCUUCCAGGCCGAGCAGGCCCCGUGGGGGAGCCAGGACGGCCCGGGCAGGGGGGUCUGGAAGGACCCUCUGGACCCAUGGGUCCCAAAGGUGAGUGAGGACCCAGAGGAGCCACCGGUGGCAUGGAGGAGGGCUGGAGGGAGCACCCCUAGCCGAGUGUGCAUAACUGGUCCCACUCCCUGCCACCAGCUUAGUCUCACUCUGGGUUUUGGCAUCAAGUGAUGUUUUCAUCUGUACUGGAGGUUUUCA
Molecule: messenger RNA, 603 nt
Organism: Canis lupus familiaris (dog)
Lineage: Eukaryota; Metazoa; Chordata; Mammalia; Carnivora; Canidae
Product: collagen alpha-1(XXII) chain-like
Exons: 3
Coding region: 111-452 (113 amino acids)
Source: RefSeq, a predicted model, not a curated record